CCUCCUCGGCUGUUCUCUGGAAAGUUCGGCGCCCUUCCUUGAGAAUAAAGCCGUUUAUAUUGUGUCCACCUCUGUGUCAGUUACAGAUCGCAGUUGAUGAGUCAAGUGCGACACGCUUCAGUCAGGGUUAGCGUCCCAAAAGGACAGAUUGCGUUUUCUUUUCUGGCUCAACGCGAUUUCCUGUAGCUUGUUAGAUAGCUACUUUUGUUGCGAGAUUUAGUCAAGUAGACUAACGACGUUAGCUAGCUAGGUAGCCUAGCGAUUUGCUGUUCGGAUAGAUAGAAGGUAGCCGUGCAGAUACUGACUGCUAGCUGGGUAGUGUUGUUUGCUUGUUGGUUGAGGCGAUAAUUAGUUAGUCUUAAGAGCAAUACAUCAAAUCAAGAAUUGUGCGAAAGGCUGCAUAUCAGACAUGACUGCAGAAGAAGUGACCAACGGAGGACAGCAAGCCAUGGAGGGAGAAGAUAUAACACAGAAGAGAGAUGGGGGAGUUUUAAAGUUGGUGAAAAAGGAGGGCACAGGAAGUGAACUCCCGAUGACGGGGGACAAGGUGUUCGUGCACUACGUGGGCACCCUGCUGGACGGCACGAAGUUCGACUCCAGCCGCGACCGUGGCGAAAAGUUCUCCUUUGAGCUGGGGAAAGGUCAGGUGAUCAAGGCGUGGGACCUGGGCGUGGCCACCAUGAAGGUCGGGGAGGUGUCCCAGCUCGUCUGCAAGCCGGAGUACGCCUACGGCACGGCGGGGAGCCCCCCGAAAAUCCCACCCAACUCCACUCUGGUGUUUGAGGUUGAGCUGUUUGAGUUCCACGGCGAGGACGUGACUGAGGAAGAGGAUGGAGGCAUCGUCCGCAGGAUCAUCGCUAAGGGCCAGGGCUACUCCAAGCCCAACGAGGGCGCCACGGUGGAAGUGACCUUGGAGGGCAAGUUCGAGGACCGGGUGUUUGACGAGAGGGAGAUGAAGUUUGAGGUCGGGGAUGGAGAGAACCUGGGUCUGCCUGUGGGUGUGGAGAAGGCCAUCAUGGCCAUGGAGCAGGGAGAGGAGUCCCUCUUCACCCUCACGCCAAAGUACGGGUACGGGAGUGCUGGAAACGCCAAGUUCAACAUUCCGCCCGGCGCCACCCUUCAGUACAAACUGAAGCUGGCCACGUUCGAGAAGGCCAAGGAGUCGUGGGAAAUGAACACAACCGAGAAACUGCAACAGAGCGCCAUUGUGAAGGAAAAAGGAACACAGUAUUUCAAAGACGGGAAGUUCAAGCAGGCGUCGGUGCAGUACAAGCGCAUCGUGGCGUGGCUGGAGCACGAGUCCGGCCUGCAGGGGGAGGACGAGCAGAAGGCCCGCGCACUGCGGCUGGCCGCCCACCUCAACCUGGCCAUGUGCUACCUGAAGAUGCAGGAGCAGAACCUCGCGCUGGAGAGCUGCAACAAGGCCCUGGACCUGGACGACAGCAGCGAGAAGGCGCUGUUCCGGCGGGGCGAGGCGCUCUUCUCCAUGAAGGAGUUUGAGCGGGCGCGGGCCGACUUCCAGAAGGUGGUGCAGCUGUACCCCGCCAACAAGGCCGCCAAGGCGCAGGCGCUGCUGUGCCAGCGGCACAUCAAGGAGCAGCGCGAGAAGGACAAGCGCCUCUACGCCAACAUGUUCCAGAAGUUUGCUGAGCGCGACGCCAAGGCCAGUCCCCACGACCAGAAGGAGGCGGGGAAGGUGAAGGAGGGGAAGAGUGAAAAUGGCGGAGAGGUGGAGGUGGAGAUGGACGAUGGAGCCCCAGAGGAAACGGCAGCUUAGAGACCCGCCUACUUUCACUCUCUUUUUUAAAAAUGAUUUUGUUUCUUCUCAGUUUUUUUUUUUUUUUGUUUUUUUUUCCUCAUGUGUUUUGUUUUUGUUUGUUUGUUUUUUGUUUCCUUUGGAACUUUUUGUAACUUAAAAAAACAGGAUUGUGUUUUGUAGAGUGUAUUAUUUUGUGUGUGUGUGUGUGUGUGUGUGUGUGUGUGUGUGGGUGGAGACGGAGGUUUAAACUUUGCUGUAUCAGCCCUCCUCCGGAGGGACCAGGAAGGCUUUGCACUUUGCUGGAGAGUCGGCGGUGGAGUUGGCCGUGACGGUUUUCAGGCUCGCGGUUCUGCGCUCGCCCGCGGGGAGCCUCCACGCGCGUCACUCCGCCACGUGCGCGUCACUUUCGUUUCCGCGUCCGAGCGACGGGAUGGGUGUUGUUUUGGGCGAAGGGCGCAGGCGGCGAGGUUACGCUCCUUAAACGCCGCCGCUACUCCCCCGGGGAAUGGGCGGCGCCGCGGCGACCCGUCCCGCUUCUAAAGGAACUCUCUGAUUGGUGCAGGGGGGGAGCUGCUCGGCGUCUCCCCGGCUUUUUUUUCCCUUUUUUUUUUUUUCGUCCCGUCCGUUCUCUCCCCUUCCCCACCCCCUCAAAACCUCCCGAAAAGGGCUAACUCUGUUUGUGCCAGUCCGUUAUCUAGCCAGUACAGGGCCAACGCGGCCCCGGCUACCACGAGGGCCAGGAUAGUCCUAAAUCGGUGGUGUCCACCUGAAGCCUGCUCCAUAUCGAUCUGCUCCAUCGGCUUCCAGCCGGCGCCUGGCGGACAUUUUGAAGAGCGGGCGGUGAGAAGUUUCCGUCCCGGUGGAGGCUUCUGGUGAGAGGGGUUCACCCCAGAUGGACCAGAGACACACGGACACCGCUGACUACCCCCCCCCCACCCCCACAGCCGUUUGAACAAUGCGUCGCAGCGUCCCGCAGCCCCUGCCCUGCCCCCCCCGUGUGCUGAUUUUAGAGGGAGAUCCAAUCGCUCGUAUUGAAGCUGCAGCAACGUGGGUCGAACGCAGACCGCCCCCCCCCACGAAAUGAAACCGGCGAUAUCGCGCGAAUGAGUUUGUACUCGUCCUCUUGGAAAGCCUAAGAUGCAUUUGAUUCUUGUAUAGCCUGGGUAACAAAACACUGUUUGUCUCUCUUUUUGGGUUUUGUAGGUUUUUUUUUUUGUUUGUUUUGGUUUUUUUUUUUUUUAAAUGAUUGAGUGUAAUUUCUGUGUAAUUUGUUCCUUUUCUCAGUUUGUAUGGUCAUUUGUAUCAUGAAGAAUAUUUAAACUGGAAGACCACUGACGGCUUACCUCAAAGCCAGCAAAGUGAAUCUGUUUUUUUUCCUCUUGGACAAAUGUAGCCGCUAUUGCCCUGUCGUAUAGUCUUAGCAGUGCUGGUUGACACGGGAGUCUGGCUUGUUGGCGGAUCAGCGCCGCGUCGCCGGCCUGUGUCGGGAUUCUGAGAAGGGGCUGCCGUCGGGCAAGAGUGCCGCCAGGCUUGCUUCAGCUGCCACCGCCUGCAAUCAUGUGUCGGUGUGCCCUGGAUGUCUCGUUAUUAAAGCAACCAAACUCUACAGCUCCAGUGAUGGCAAUAAAUCAGUUUCUGCUUA
Messenger RNA from Conger conger (European conger), 3401 nucleotides. It is a transcript of the gene fkbp4, whose product is annotated as FKBP prolyl isomerase 4. Bases 410 to 1777 code for a protein of 455 amino acids. Gene Ontology annotation, molecular function: protein binding; peptidyl-prolyl cis-trans isomerase activity. The transcript has 10 exons. The record is from RefSeq and is a predicted model, not a curated record. Lineage: Eukaryota; Metazoa; Chordata; Actinopteri; Anguilliformes; Congridae.